AUGACUACUAACUCUGUUGUCUUCUAUCAACAUAGGAUUGUCAAUGGAGGUGGAGUCAAAGCCCUCAGCACAAGUUCAGUGAGACUAUGUGAAAAGAAAAACGAUGUUGACAAUUCUCAUCAAGUUGAGAAAACAAAUGCAGAUAAAGACGGUGAGCCAACAGAAACUCCAACUGUGGUUACACAAAGAGCUGAAGAUGACAGCAACAUUAUCAAGAUGACUGAACAUAGAGAGGAGGAGCCAGUGGUGUUAAAGACAGGAGGAAGUACCACACAGCCGCAGCUGGAUUUUAAAAUUGAGCAGGUCGUGGCAACGCCAAAACAAGUGAAAACUAACGCAGCCAAGAGUGGGAAAGAGAGUCUCCUCAACCUUCUUGGAGCCAUGAAGGUAGAAGUAACUAAUAAGAGGAAGCUCAAAAACAUCAUGAAGCCAAGUUAUGAGUCUACACCCAAGUCAAAGCCAGCAGCGAUGGAGAGCACUAUCAGCAUGUUUCAGAAGGCUACAGUGGAGGCUUCAUCACAGAGAGAGACACUGGAUCCUAAACUAGUUGAAGCUGCGUCGGCUGCUGCCUCCACUCUGCCUGACCGCAGCCAGGCUGAGUCAGAGCUGCUCAGGCAGCUGAUGGCAGCACGAGACAUCACCGAGGCCCAGAAGAAAGGAGACGUGAACAACCUUGGAGUAAUAAUCGCUGACAUGAAAGUAGGAAAGAAUCCCAACCGACAGAAUGCUCGGCCAGCUAAUCAGAUCCGCUUUGAUGACGACGGGCGAGGAUACACGCAUGACAGAGGAAUCACCGCUGAGCUGGACGGUAUUCGGAGGAGGAGGAACUUGUUCUCAGGAAAAAGACUUAACAUCUUCUCUCCGACUACUGAUGAAGCUGGAGUUGAUUUAACACUUGCACGGCCAACCCUAUGGGACAUGGACUUUGCAAAUCAGUUGUCUCUGUCGACCAACCAAACACCCCGCAAUGGGCUUGAGGAAAUGAUCCAGUGGACCAAAGAGGGGAAAAUGUGGCAAUACCCAGUCAACAAUGAAGCUGGCCUUGAGAGGAAGCCAGUGUCCCGUUCCAUGAGCAUAUCUUCUUAGAAGAAACACUUGGAGGAGGGUUUUGCCCGUCAGGGACCAGUGCGUCACUUCAUGGAGCUCGUGGUGGCUGGUCUGUCCAGAAACCCCCUAUCUGACUGUCCAUCAGAAGAGGGAACACAUUUCCUGGUUCAGAGACUACUUCCACCAGAAAGAGGAAGUCCCUCAAGGAGGCUGAAGUCUACCUCAACUGAGCAAAAGACAAUU
This is a messenger RNA of Cyclopterus lumpus (lumpfish), 1290 nucleotides long. RefSeq names its product mitochondrial ribosomal protein S31 (gene mrps31). Gene Ontology annotation, molecular function: structural constituent of ribosome. The record is from RefSeq and is a predicted model, not a curated record. Gene Ontology annotation, cellular component: mitochondrial small ribosomal subunit. Lineage: Eukaryota; Metazoa; Chordata; Actinopteri; Perciformes; Cyclopteridae.